UUUUAUUUAAUGCGCCUUUUUAGAUUAGACGGACUGACUCAAAUGCAAUUGACGCGCAAUAACACAACAUGCACACGCAUGAGCGCGCACUUGACACCUGUUAGCUCUCGUUGCGCGCGCUUCUGAUGCGUGCCAUUGUUGUGACUCGCGCUACGUGGACUACCUCAAAACUCUGACGCCAGGUCGCCAUGGAAACUGCUUUAAACUGCGGCUCCGAGAGAGCAGAAGGUGUGGGAUAUUUAAGAGUUUCAGAGCCGCGAUCCGGCUCCUGCAGCACUGCCCAGCUUCGGAGUACAGCCUAAUGAACCCUAAACGACUGAGCCAACGACCAGAUCACUGUCGGAUUAACCCCGGAGAGCAACACUGACGCGCCGCCACUCCGACGAUUCUGCUCAUCCAGCGAUCUUUUGAACAUAAUAGAGAUGGAAGAUGAUCGCCGGUUUCACAAACUGACACAAGAACAGGUGGAGAAUUUGGACCAAGUUCUUACAGAAGUCAUUCCCAUUCAUGGUAGGGGUAAUUUCCCAACCCUUGAAAUCAAGCCCAAAGACAUAAUCCAUGUGGUCAGAGACAGACUGAUUUUAAAGAAGAUCAAGGUGAGAGAUGUCCGUCUCAAUGGUUCUACAGCCAGUCAUGUGCUGGUCAAAGAGAAUGGCACCAGCUACAAAGACUUGGAUAUCAUCUUUGGUGUGGAGCUUCCCAAACCGGAGGACUUCCAGAUUAUCAAGGAGGUGGUUUUGGGCUGUCUGCUGGACUUUCUACCUAAAGGUGUCAACAAAGAUAAGAUUACAGCUCUCACCAUGAAAGAGGCAUAUGUACAAAAAAUGGUCAAGGUCUUCACUGAGCAUGACCGUUGGAGCCUUAUCUCCCUUUCAAACAACAGCGGUAAGAAUGUGGAGCUCAAGUUUGUCAACUCUCUACGACGCCAGUUUGAAUUCAGUGUGGAUUCCUUUCAGAUCAUCCUGGACAGUAUGCUACAAUCUUAUUUAGAUGCUGAAAGGAGGAAGUUUGUGGAAGGGCAAGAGGGCCAAGAUUCUUCUUUAGCUCAAAGUCAAGGAAUUCAGACAGCCCUAAUGGAUGAACCACUCCUCAGCUCUUGUGACACAGGGCAUCACCAGGAAAGUGACAUUGACAUGUCCUCCAAAACUGAUGAUAUUCAGACUUUUCGUGACUCUCAGUGUUAUUGUAAAACGAGUCAGAAAGAGCAGUCUAAAUAUUCAGAACAAGAACCAACACUUCAAAUAGACAAAGAUGUUGAAACAGAGAUGGUUCAAACCACAUCUACGCCUAUGUCUAUGGAAGAAGUAUCAGAGUACUCUGUAAUGGUGCAUGUGGAGGAAAAGAAUGAACUUCAUGAAAAUGUGUCUUUGCAAACUGAGACACUACUCGAAGUAAAUACAAAUGAAACUGGUAUGGACUCAGGGGAGGGAAAUGAACUAGUUGGGGUAAAAACUAUGUCUGUUAAGGAAACAAAUCCCAAUGUCAAAACAUAUAUUCAUGAAACAGAUUCUGACAAAACAGAAUACAAGUUAGACAUAGAGCCAGUUAAAUCCCAACCAUGGCUUGAAAUGGUAAAUACAGACUUUUCUUGUCUUUCAACAACAGGGACCUUUGGUGAGCGAUGCACAUUCCAACCUGCUCCCAUUACAUUUCUUACACAAUCAGCACUAGAAUCAUAUGCAGAGUAUCCUUUACCACCCCCUGCCAAGAAAAACAGCCAAAAUUCACAAAUGGUUGUUCUCAAGCAUUCCUCACCCAAACCUCCUCGGAAAAUGUCCAAAAAGAUAACUCUUGUACCGAGUUCACCAGAAAAAUCAGUGUCAAGUAAUUCAGAUGUUAAUUGUCAGGUUUUGCAUCCACCUAACGCUUACCCAAAAGAAUCAUUACCUAUGCAGGUUAAAAUGUCAGGUCUUACCACAAAAAGCUUUGAAUUAUCCAGUGCCUCAGAAAAUGACUCUAAAGAGUCUAAAGAACUAGCCAAUUGUACUGGAGCUUUUACUGUUGCUGCUUCGGAGAAUGGUAUGCAUUCAGAAAAGACAUUGUACAUGAGUCUAUCACCAGAGGAAAGCCUUCAAAGUCGAGUGCAAACUUCAGAACCAGAAACUGGUGAAGCAACUCACAUCACUAUUCUAAUUCCUACAUCCAAUCCCAGUAUUCUCCCCAAAGAUCAAAACAGGAUAAACCAGCCUUCUAAUGAAAGUGUUCAGACAGCACAGUGUCAGGCAAUGGUACCUCUUAUUAAUGUGAAUUCUGAGCCUUUACUUCAGGCAAAUGACAGUUAUGACCUCAACUCAGCCUCUCCCAAAAAGAAAGAUAUUGAGCCUUGUGCUCAAGUUGAUGAUGCCACAUCACCAAGAUUUCUUACUGAACCCUCAGAAUUAGUCACUAUGGCAACAAAUUGUGCCUCUCAAAUGUUAAAACCACUGUCUGCAGACCUUACUAUUGACUCACAAGUGGUAGGGACUUAUUCAUCAGGCUCUGAACAUGUUAUAUCACCUCAAGUUCACAACUACCCCUUGUCCACUCUGCAGACUCAGGAACUUCUUGUGCCAAGUCCACAGACUAAAGAACCUCCAGAACUAUUAUCACUUGUCUCCUUACCACAAGUUCAAAGCCUCACUGUUUCAGCACCUAAUUUUUCAAAGACACUAGAACCUUCCAUAUCCUCAACACUAAAUCUAGAAUCUUCAAGAACCUCAGAACCUGUUUUAGAACCAUCCGUUAUGUCUCUGGAUGUCAUAGACCCCUCUGAAAUAUUCUAUGAAGUUGCAGAACCAUCUGAACCACUUUCACAGGGUUUGCAACCCUCUGCAGCAUCGGUGUCACAUACAUUAGAAACAUCUAUGUCAUCAGUAAGUGAGGAGGUGGUUUCCAAGAUAUCAAACCCAUCAUUUUCAGACAUUAAUGAGCCCAUACGCCCUUCAAAAGAGCUGCCUUGCAUUACGGUGUUGGCUGAGAGCAUGUAUGGUGACUUUGAGCAGGCUAUGGACCACCUACGCUACCGGCUAAUAGCGACACGCAACCCUGAAGAAAUCAGGGGUGGAGGCCUGCUCAAGUACAGUAAUCUGCUUGUCCGGGACUUCAAACCUGCCUGUGAAACAGAAAUUAAGACUCUUGAGCGCUACAUGUGUUCACGUUUUUUUAUUGACUUCCCUGAUGUGAAUGAGCAGCAGCGCAAAAUUGAGUCAUACCUGCGCAACCAUUUUAUUGGAGAGGAGAAAAGUAAAUAUGAUUACUUGAUGACCCUUCGGAGAGUGGUCAAUGAGAGCACUGUGUGCUUGAUGGGGCAUGAACGCCGUCAGACUCUCAAUAUGAUUACCAUUCUAGCACUUAAAGUCCUGGGUGAGCAGAACAUCAUUCCAAAUGCCAAUAACGUUACCUGCUACUACCAGCCUGCACCAUACAUGACAGACCACAACUUCACUAACUAUUACAUUUCAAAUGGCCAGUCCCCAAUGAUAUACCACCCCUACCCACUACACAUACACAUGCAGUCUGGAUUAGUUUAGGUCUAAGUACAUUACGUUGAUGGGAAAAUGCACAGGGAUAUCUCUGAAUCUUGCAACCUAAAAUAUCCACCACAACUGAUGUGUCCCAACACUUAACUAAAAAAAAAAAACCUUAAGUACCUAGGUGUUGGACAACAGUGUGUGUCAAUUAAGAUCUGGUAUUGACUAUAAGUGAGAAUUACACAUACAAACCAUUGAAUAUGAAGGUUAAAACAAAUGUGUCAUACAUUUAAUUGAAAAAGGACAAUGACAAGGUAAUUGGCUUUAAAACAGGAAGACAGAAAAAAACUGCAAUAUAUAGUGGCUACAAAAAUAAAUUAGGAGAAAAAAACACGGCUAUGCCUGGUCUUGUCUUAGUAGCUGAAAAGUCCUGUUGUAACAAACAAACAAAACAUUAGAAAAGGUAAAUGCUUUUGAUAGAAACACUAUUUUCAAUAAUUUAAUGCUUUAUUGGCAUGACAAAAAGUGCAAGAGAAAUAAUCAGCAUGCAGCCAACGCUUUAUUACAUAGUAAGGUACUUUUGUUGUCAGAAACAAUUAAACUGAUUGUUCCCGUCUUGUUAUGCUCUUAAGAAAGUUCAGUAAGAUCAGUGUUCCAUUCCUUUUUUUCUGAUUUCUGUUUGAAUUAAGUAUUUUAUAUGUUGUGAUACUUCUUAGUACAUCUACUGGGUAUGUGUAUUUUUAUUUAGAAUAUAUGCUUAUUAGUAGAUAAUGAAUGAUGAUUCCAGGGAUGUCCAGUUGUGCUUCUGGAGGGCCACUGUCCUGCAGCGUUUAGCUCCAACACACCUGCCUGCAAGUUUCCAGUGAUCUUGAAGAUCUUGAUUAGGAGGUCCAGGUGUGUUUAAUUAGGACUAGCGCUGAAGGUGGCCUUCCAGGAACAGGAUUGGAAAGCCUUGAUGUAUUCAAUAUUUCACAAAAAUCAUACGUCUUCAGAAUAUCAGAAAAAAAAAAAUCUCCAUUCCUCAUCAAUAUGGCUAAAUGAGAGAUUUCAGGUAAAACUAUCUAGUGAUCUACAAAUGUUUGUUUGACCAAAUGAACAAUAUGGAAUGCAUUAAAUUGAUGUUAACAAAUCUCAAAUUUGACAGAGUGAGGUACAAAGAUUGCUACCAAACUUGGACAAAUACAAAAAAAAAGAAAAACCAACCAACUACAAAAGAAGAAAGAAUAAGGAUGUUUGCUGGUGUCUUUUGUGUAUGUAUGGCACACAAUGUUGAUUAUACACAGAGAGUAACAAGCUGUCUUCUUUAGUUUUCUUUUCUUAUACUGUAAAUGUAGCCUCAAACAAUCCAUGGGAGGACAAUAAAUGAUGUUAUUUAAUAUUUAUUUGUAUUUAACAGAACCCUCAGUGGUGCUGAAGACUUAAAUACAUUUCCACCCUUUUUUUACAUCUUUGUGACAAAAAUGCAUAUAUUUUUCCAAGAAUUUAUGUGUAGAACUGUAUUAUAGCCUACAUGAAAGAUUGCACCAGCCACACAUACAGUAUACACAGAUAAACAUGAAUAAAAACCAUAAAGUCAGGACCAAAAACAUAAAAGUGUGUAUCGUUGGACAUCAAUAUGGCAUGAAGAUUACUGAACUGUUAUUUUCAGUUGAGUGGUUAUUAUAGCAAAAUUUAUUAAAGUGAUUUGCCUAAAUAAUACAUUUUUCAGAAGCAAGAGAAAAUAUAAACAACUCGUAUGAAAUGUUGGCUUCACUGAAAUUGUAUAAAGAAAUUUUAUUUUUAGGUCAUCUUGAUUACAUAGUGAAAGUUUUAGCAAAUGUUUGACCUUGACCUUAAUAAAAUGCAAAAGUUUCAUAGAUCUUACAGAGAUCUCAUCACUGGUAUAGUUAUUCAAACCUGUGGAGUUACUUUUUCAUGUGCAGACCUACCGUUUUUGUAAAGUAUUGGCUUGAUUGUAUGAUGAUUUAACAUUCUGUUUUACGUUUAUGUAAUCGUCUACCUAUGAAAUACAGCCAAAACCCCUAGUAACACUGUGGUUAGAAAUAGGCUUAGACUGAAAUUGUUUACCAAGAUGAUGUACACCCAUCAUGAAAUACUUAAAACCGUUUAUAUGACCAAAAUUAUUUUUGCAGGAAAACAUCAGUGCCUAAAUGAGCAGGAGAACGCUGUAAAGAAUGUGACAGAAAGGACAAUGCUCCUGCAAAUGCAGCAGUCACUUUUUUAUUUUCAGGUGUACAUUAUCUCCUCUUCUCAUGCUAUUUGUGUUGAUGUCAGAUGUAGUUCUGUGCUGUGGCUAGUUUUGUUCAUUUAAUAAAAAGGAUAGAAAAAGAAUC
This is a messenger RNA of Cyprinus carpio (common carp), 5782 nucleotides long. It is a transcript of the gene tent5d, whose product is annotated as terminal nucleotidyltransferase 5D. Gene Ontology annotation, molecular function: RNA binding; poly(A) RNA polymerase activity. NCBI's taxonomy places the organism in Eukaryota, Metazoa, Chordata, Actinopteri, Cypriniformes, Cyprinidae. Gene Ontology annotation, biological process: mRNA stabilization. The record is from RefSeq and is a predicted model, not a curated record.